GAAAGUUUAGCAAUAGAUGAUCAAAAACAACAGCAAACGACUUAUACAGGCUAGCUUGAAGAAUCUACUUGACAGAUGCGAAACCUACGAGAAUUUGAUCAAACAAAUUCAUGCUCACUCGAUAAUCUUCGGAUUUUUCACACAAAAUGGAAAUUCCGACCAGUUCUUCGCCUGCAAAUUGCUCAACGUGUACGUGAAACUGAACAAGCCCGCCGUUGCCCAGAAGGUGUUUGAUCAAAUUUCUGUCCCAGACAUUGUGUCAUGGACUUCUCUAAUCAAUCUCUACCUGAAAACCCAACAACCCUCCAAAGCUCUCUCUGUCUUUUCUCAAUGCUUGAGCUCCAGUUCCCUAAGACCCGAUGCUCAUUGUGUACUGGCUGCACUCUCGGCUUGCUCGCGUAUGAAGAAUCUUGAUUCUGGGAAAGCAGUGCAUGCCAUGGUGUAUAGAUUUUUAUCUAAGAAAGAAACCAUAGUGGAUAAUGCUUUGAUUGAUAUGUAUAGUCGGGUAGCAAAAACACACCUGGCCAGACGUGUUUUUGACUGUAUGCAGGACAGAGAUGUUUCUACUUGGACUAGCCUGCUUAAUGGAUUUAUAGUCUGCGGUGAUAUUGAUGCAGCUCGGAAGGUAUUUGAUGACAUGCCUAGCCGAAAUGUAGUUUCUUGGACUGCGAUGAUUGUUGGAUAUGUUCGUGUGAAGAUUCCCAUUGAGGCUUUGAAGUUGUUCAGGACAAUGCAGGCUGAAGGUCAAGAUAGUCCUACCACAAUCACCAUUGUUGCUGUGCUAUCAGGUUGUGCCGAUAUAGGAGCUCUUGAUUCUGGGAAGUGUAUUCACGGGUUUGUUAACAAACUUACUGGGUUGACCACAGAUGUUGCUGUAAACAAUGGGCUCAUUGAUAUGUAUGCAAAGAGCGGGGACCUUCAAUCAGCCAAAGUUAUAUUCAAUAAUAUGGUAAAUAAGGAUUUAUUUUCGUGGACGAGUAUAAUCUCUGGGUUGGCAUAUAAUGGUAGGGGAAAGGAUGCUCUUGAGCAUUUCUACGUGAUGGUCGCAUCUGGGAUGACCCCUAAUGAGGUUACAUUUCUGUCUGUACUUUCUGCUUGUGCCCAUGCGGGCUUGGUUGAUGAGGGGCAGAGGUUUUUUAUGAAGAUGAGAAAUUCUCCUAGCUAUGAACCAAAGUUGGAACAUUAUGGGUGUAUGGUUGAUCUUCUUGGUCGAGCAGGGUUUUUUGAGGAAGUUAUAAGGUUGAUUGAGGACAUGCCGCUGAAGCCAGAUGCCGUUAUAUGGAGAUCACUUUUGAGUGCUUGUUUAGGACACAAUAAUUUGGACUUAGCUGAAAUGGCUGGAAAGAAAGUCCUCGAACUGGAACCUGAAGAUGAUGGUGUGUGUAUCCUUCUUUGGAAUCUGUACCGCAGGAAAAAAAUGUGGAAAGAUGCUUCCAGAGUGGGGAAGAUGAUGAGGGAUCAAAGUAUAAAGAAAAAACCUGGGUGUAGCUGGGUCGAAGUGAAUGGUGUUGUUCAUGAAUUUCUUGCCGAAACUCAAUCACUUCCUGUAUAUGGUGAUGCUCACAUUGUUUUGGAAGGAAUUACCAGAGAAUCCGAGCUGAUUACUGGCCUUGAUAGUUUUGAAGAUGAACUCUAAAAGAGAUGCAGUUUAGUGACAGGGAAUGACAGAAUAUAUCGGCUUGUAUAAGGUCUUUAACGAGAUCAUAUCUGCUACAAUUUACAAUGUAGACCCAAAUUGAGGUGCAGCAAUGAAACUUUGUUUAAAAUAGUAAGUUCUAACUCCAAAGUAGGAAUUUUGUAGCUGAUUUCCUGAUACAGAUAUUGAGAAAUCCUGUAUAACCCAGUUGUAGCUGUAAAGCCCUCUGUCUCUUUACUAUUGAGCCAAAGGUUCAGUUUUGAAAAUUGGUGCGUUCUUCCUUUUCCUGUUCGAUUUUAUAAUAUAACCAAAGAGCAUCAAGAAGUUUUGGUACUCUUUCAGUCAUUCAGUAAUGUACCCUAGUG
Messenger RNA from Oldenlandia corymbosa var. corymbosa, 2001 nucleotides. The record is from the annotation of a GenBank genome assembly. NCBI's taxonomy places the organism in Eukaryota, Viridiplantae, Streptophyta, Magnoliopsida, Gentianales, Rubiaceae.